Penicillium alfredii is the source of this 750-nucleotide messenger RNA. RefSeq names its product coiled-coil-helix-coiled-coil-helix domain-containing protein. The transcript has 3 exons. Gene Ontology annotation, molecular function: protein-disulfide reductase activity. NCBI's taxonomy places the organism in Eukaryota, Fungi, Ascomycota, Eurotiomycetes, Eurotiales, Aspergillaceae. Bases 1 to 750 code for a protein of 249 amino acids. Gene Ontology annotation, biological process: protein import into mitochondrial intermembrane space. The record is from RefSeq and is a predicted model, not a curated record. Gene Ontology annotation, cellular component: mitochondrial intermembrane space.
AUGUUCCGCCCUGCCGCAAGAGCGCUCGCUCGCGCGCCUGCUGUGGCUCAUGGCCCGGCAAAGCGAUUGAUAAGCACCGGUCCGACCAAGUCGCGAAGCUGGAAGAACUCGGUUGUCCGCUUGGGAUUGGCCGCUGGCGCGGUCUACUACUACAACACGAGCAGUGUUUUUGCCGAGACACCAUCGUUCUCCGCCCUGGCCUUACUCCGGAAAGAAAACGAUGAUGACGCCUCCCUUCCGACUCUUGACUCUGUCACCCCUAAAAUCCGUCAAGAGCGGGCCGCAGAGUCUGCCGCGAAGACCGACACGCCGGCCCUGGAGGGCGGCGUGAACCCCCAGGAGCUCGAGGAAGAGGCUGGCCAGGAGGCUGCGUUCAACCCGGAGACGGGUGAGAUUAACUGGGACUGCCCGUGUCUGGGUGGCAUGGCCCACGGCCCGUGUGGAGAAGAGUUCAAGGCGGCGUUCAGCUGCUUCGUCUACUCCACGGAGGAGCCUAAGGGCAUGGACUGCAUUGAGAAGUUCAAGGGUAUGCAAGACUGCUUCCGGCAGCACCCUGACGUAUACGGCGCCGAGCUGGAAGACGACGAGCCCGAAGGUGCUCCUGCAUCCUCCGAACAACCGGCCACCGCCGCCGAGACCGAUGCAUCUUCGCAUCCACAAGAAAAGCAGUCCGAAAGCGACUCCCUGGUCCCCGAGGCCUGGCACGACACGGAGGAGAACAACCAGGCGGCGAAGAAGACGGAGAAUUGA